Molecule: messenger RNA, 2268 nt
Organism: Ustilaginoidea virens
Lineage: Eukaryota; Fungi; Ascomycota; Sordariomycetes; Hypocreales; Clavicipitaceae
Exons: 5
Coding region: 1-2268 (755 amino acids)
Biological process (GO): positive regulation of GTPase activity; Ras protein signal transduction
Cellular component (GO): plasma membrane
Molecular function (GO): guanyl-nucleotide exchange factor activity
Source: RefSeq, a predicted model, not a curated record
AUGGAGAGUUACAGCAUCGCCAUCAUUGGCGCUGAUGCUGUAGGCAAGUCAACCUUCGUUCAGCAGGCUCUGGGCUUGGACAGUCCACUAGCCACGACCCCAUCCACCAUUCGCCUGGUGCUUGACCAAGUCACGUACUCGGUGACGCUUCACGAGCUGCAUCUCCAACAUUGCGAACUGAACGCAUCCCCACCCAUGCAAUGGCCCAAGCAGGUCGACGGCCAUGUCGCGCCUCGUUUUGACGCCGUUUUACUGUUAUACGAUGUCAUGUCUCAAGCGUCUCUUCGCCCUCUUGCCGACACCAUUGCCUCUCUCACAGAUUUCGGCCUUCCUGCCCUGCUGGGUGCCUGCAAGUGCGACUGUCCGGAAACCGACUGGGAUGUGCACGCCGACGAUGUAGCCAAGCACAAGCUCUUCAAGCCUUGCAUCGGCCACUACAAGAUCUCCAUAGACCGACCGGAAAUUUCCAGGGCUUGUCUGCAAGGCGUCGUUCGAGCUGCCAUCAUGAAUAGACGGGACGAGACGGGUGAAACGGUUCCGAGAAGGCGAGCCAAAUCCGCUAUACAUUUCGAAGCACCCGAUGCUGCGGGAGGAAGACCAAUCAGUGAGCAUAGCAAGCACAGUCGUGCUAGCUCCGACUUUGCCAUUUUACGAUCAUUUCCCAGCCAGCAGCCCACCGAGAUUAAUCUUCGAACCCAGGCUUCAACAAAUCCUCGAACAGGAUGUCGUCUUGAUAAAUCAACAAAUGACUCCUUUUUCGACGCUGAACCGGACUCCAACGACAUCCCUAUCCUGCAACGCGGGGAUGAAGCCAUAUUAGAGAAGCCCAGGAUUACGGGCGUCACCUUCGAGGAAUUGGUCGAUCGAUUACUAGCCCCUCCACUAUCGAGGGUGGACAACAACUUCUCAGACAUCUUCUUGUGUCUAUAUCGAAAGUUCGCCGCUCCGGGAAAGCUCUUCUCGGCAAUCCUGCUGCGGUUGGACAAGGUCCGAGACGACAAAGCUGCACACUACCUCACUAAAACGGCAACUCAACUGCGAAUCAUCGAGGUCGUCGCCAAAUGGGUCUCCCUCUAUCCUGGGGACUUUGGGAGUCCUGCCACAAGGCGAAACUUGGAGGACUUUAUCAAACAUUUGUCUACGGAGCCCAUCUUCUCCAUUGCUGCCCAGGAAAUGCGUCGAAACCUCCACUUGAACGUAGUCGAAGAUGAUGAUACGGGUUGGGCACACUCUGACAACUCUGUCGAUGAAAUUGCCAGUAGAAUACUAUUCAAGGAGGUAAAUGAUCUUUCCGAGGGAAUCGGCACAGUGCAAUACAACGCAGAAGCUGAUGGAUUACCUGGAGGCACGGAAAGCAAUUGGGCCGAUUGGGGAAGCAGGACGGGCCAUCAUCUUCAGUUCAAUUCAUACGAGGAGUACGAAAGGCAGGCCUUACUGCUGGAGCCGUCUGAUCACCUGCCGAUGAACAAGCUUCGCUAUCACAUCUUUAUAGAUAUCGGUGACGAUGAUAUUGCCGAUGAGAUCACGAGAAUUGACUGGAUAAUGUUCUCUUCCAUACGAGUUCGCGACUUUUUCCGGCAUGUCAACUUGUCCGCAAACCAAAAGGUCAAAUGCAAGGGCUUGCGGAAUGUGAAUCGCAUGGUCAACCACUUCAAUCACAUCGCCAAAUGGGUGGCAAACAUGAUCCUGUUGCGCGACAAAGCAAAGCACCGGGCUCAAAUGAUGGAGAAAUUCAUGAACAUUGCGCUAAAACUGCGACAGCUAAACAACUACCACGGACUGGCUGCCGUGCUGGCAGGGAUCAACGGAACCGCGAUUCACCGAUUGGCACAGACUCGCGCCCUCGUGUCUGCUGACGUGCAGAAGCGAUUCGCGAGACUUGUCAUCCUCAUGGGGACCCAAAAGAGUCACUUUGCGUACAGACUGGCAUGGGAAAACUCACCUCUGCCGCGGAUCCCCUUCAUGCCUUUGCAUAGACGGGAUUUGGUCUCUGCCGAGGAAGGUAGCAAGACGUUUGUUGGGCCUGAUGUUGACCGCGUCAAUUGGAAAAAGUUUGAGGUAUUGGGUGAGGUUCUAUUGCCCAUCAUGAAAAGCCAGGGGACGGUCUAUCCAAACUUGGCAAAGCAUGACAUUGCAAGAGAUCUCAUUCUGGGCUGCCGUAUGCCCAUGGAUGAUGAGGAAAUUUACCAACGAAGUCUGCAAGUGGAGAGCUGCUCGUCAGGGCCGAUAGAACCGAGUAAGAAGAAGUUUCCGUGGUUUGCCAAAUAA